CAAGAUUAGAUGAGCUAAAACCAGAAUCGCACACUCUCCGGAGAUACUUCCGUUGGCUUUUCCUAACCCCUCGUACAUCUCCUCUGGCUCUGCUGCUCCUACCUUGCGCCCCCUCUCCGGUUCUCCGGUCUCCGCCAUCGCCAUGGGGCAGGCCUGGGCGUCUCUCCAAGAAAAGCUCCAAGGACGGCAGUGGAAGGAGAGGCAGGUGCGGAAGAUCACCGACAAGGUGUUCGACCGGCUCACGGAGGACAUCAGCAAGAAGCGCGAGAAGGAUGCCCUCGCCUUCGAAGAAGUCUACAUCGCCGUCCUCUGCGUCUACAAUGACCUCAACAAGUACUUGCCGGGGCCGCACUACGAUCCCCCAUCCAAGGAGAGGCUCAAGGCGCUCAUCGAAGAGUUUGACAUCAACCUGGACGGCCUCCUGGACCGCGAGGAGUUCGCCGAGUUCAUCAGGAAGCUGACAGCCGAGUCGUUGUGCGCGAUCAGCUUCAAGCUGAUCGUCACGCUGGUGGCCGCCCCCGCGCUGGCGCUGGCGACCAAGAGGGCCACCGAGGGCGUCCCCGGCGUCGGCAAGGUCGUGCACAAGGUGCCCAACGCCAUCUACGCCUCCGCCAUCACCCUGGCCGCCGUGCUGGUGCAGAGAUCCGCCGAGGGCGUCGUCGAGUAGAAGAAGAGUUCCGAUCGAGGUUAGCUUGCAAGUGCAAGUUGUAAAUGCAUCCUGCCACUAUGUUUUGGUGGUAGAAUUGCACAGAUUUCCUGAGUGCUUGGUGCUCUUUGGGGUAUUGUUUUGAUGUAAUCUCUUGUGGUUUUGGUGCUACGUGCGGUGUAUCCAUAAAGAACAGAUCGGCUGCUUGCCAUGAUAAGUUCAGGGAAUCGAUACAGUUCGGAGAGUUCAGUACCCGAAUAAAGUCGUAGUCGAGUUGCCACGCUUUUUUA
Molecule: messenger RNA, 936 nt
Organism: Brachypodium distachyon (stiff brome)
Lineage: Eukaryota; Viridiplantae; Streptophyta; Magnoliopsida; Poales; Poaceae
Exons: 4
Coding region: 143-667 (174 amino acids)
Molecular function (GO): calcium ion binding
Source: RefSeq, a predicted model, not a curated record